AUGCAUCAUAGUCCUGAAUUAACUGGAGAAACACGUACAGAAACAGAUACAUUUGGUCCAAUUAAAGUACCAGCUGAAUGUUAUUAUGGUGCUCAGACUGCUCGUUCAAUGAUUUAUUUUAAUAUCGGAUUACCUACAGAUCGAAUGCCACUUCCAUUAAUAGAAGCAUUUGGUUUAUUAAAAAAAUCAUGUGCAAUCGUAAACAAACAAUUUGGACUAGAUGAUCAAAUCUCAAAUGCUAUAUCACAAGCAUGUGAUGAAGUUAUUGCUGGAAAAUUAAAUGAUCAUUUUCCAUUAAGUAUAUGGCAAACAGGAUCAGGUACACAAACUAAUAUGAAUGUAAACGAAGUUAUUUCUAAUCGUGCAAUACAAAUUCUUGGUGGUACUAUGGGAAGUAAAACACCUGUUCAUCCAAAUGAUCAUGUGAAUAAAAGUCAAAGUUCAAAUGAUACAUUUCCAACAGCUAUGCAUGUAGCUGCUAUAUUAGAAUUACAACGACGAUUAUAUCCUGCAUUGACUUAUCUUCAUACUGAAUUAAAAAAGAAAUCAGAAGAAUUCGCAUCGAUUUAUAAAAUAGGUCGAACACAUUUACAAGAUGCUGUACCUAUGACACUUGGACAAGAAUUUUCUGGUUAUACACAUCAAAUUGCAAUGGGAAUUGAACGAUUAAAAACUUCUCAAACACGUUUAUGUGAAUUAGCUAUUGGUGGAACAGCUGUUGGAACUGGAAUAAAUACACCAAAAGGUUUUGGAAAAUUUGUUGCUAAAACUUUAAAUGAACUUACUCAAUUACCUUUUAUUGAUGCACCAAAUAAAUUUGAAGCAUUAGCAACACAUGAUACAAUGGUUGAAUUAAGUGGAGCACUCAAUACAUUAGCUGUUAGUUUAAUGAAGAUUGCAAAUGAUAUCCGUCUUUUGGGUUCGGGACCACGUUGCGGGAUUGGUGAAUUGGUAUUACCAGAAAAUGAACCAGGUAGUUCAAUUAUGCCUGGUAAAGUAAAUCCAACACAAUGUGAAGCUAUGACAAUGGUAGCUGCACAAGUUAUGGGUAAUCAUGUUGCUGUUACUAUUGGUGGUUCAAUGGGCAAUUUUGAAUUGAAUGUUUUUAAACCAUUGAUCAUUCGAAAUGUUCUUCAUUCAAUCAGAAUUCUUGCUGAUGUUUGUAAUUCAUUUACUGAACAUUGUAUCUCAGGAAUUCUACCAAAUACGAAUGUAUUAGCACGUUAUAUGCGUGAAUCACUUAUGUUAGUGACAGCACUUAAUCCAUAUAUUGGUUAUGAUAAAGCAGCAGCGAUUGCAAAGAAAGCACAUAAAGAAGGAACAACAUUACUCGAAUCAGCAUUGACUCUUGGAUAUUUAACAGAAGAAGAAUUUAAUAAAUAUGUGAAUCCGAAAGAUAUGGUUUAA
Adineta steineri is the source of this 1407-nucleotide messenger RNA. The record is from the annotation of a GenBank genome assembly. NCBI's taxonomy places the organism in Eukaryota, Metazoa, Rotifera, Eurotatoria, Adinetida, Adinetidae.